GUCACCUGAAUUUUACCUCCUGUGAUUAACCAACUAAUUUAACUAUUUUAAUUAUCCUACAAUCUUAAUUUUGUGAUUAUUGUGUUUAACUACCGACAAGGCAUCCAACGAUACCUAAAUUUCCAUCUUUACAUCAAUAAAACAUCAUAAUUACACCUUAACCACUUUUUGCUCACAAACACGUGCUUCAUACAAGCAUCCAACAUGUCAACUGAUAACACCAAUGACAAACAAACCAUCAAACUUUUGGAUGAAUGGAAUAUAAAUCAAAACGCCACUAUCGACCUGGCAUACGAAGCAAUUAAUGAUCCGACCAAAUAUAUUGCCUUCAAAGACAAAUACACCAUAGGUGAUAUCAACAAAACCGUCCUCGCCAUGGCAAGCAUGGUCAAGAAAGAUAAGGAGGAAACUGAUCUGACCUUAAAAAAGCCAACUGAAUUGAUUGAAAAAGCCACGAAAGUAUCAAUACAUUUUGCCGAAAUUGCUAAACUCAGCAAGAGUACCAAUAAAAGAACUAACAAUGGUGGAGAAAACAACAACAAAACAGGCAGCAAAAGAAACACCAGAUCAAAGAAGAAUACAGGGAGUGAAAAUGACACCGACAAUCCUGAAACAGCCUCAACCAACAACCUUGCUACAAUUAAUGAUGAUGAUAUGAUCGAGAUUGACACUGAAACACUCAACGCCAUAGUUGAUGAAGACAAUGUUGCUCCAUCAAAAAGACGAAAAGUGAUCAGCAAAACCUACAUGGAAGAUGAAGACGAAGAAGGUCUACAACCAGGCUGGUAUGCUAUACAGCACAACAACUCCAAGCCAAUAAUUAAUCUAAAACACAAAACCAAAGAAAACAUAACAGCUGAGGAAUUCAAAAAUGAAGUUGAAAACACUCUAGUAGAUGAAGAUCUUGAAUAUGGUGACAUAGAAAAAAUCACCAAAGGAAACAAGGUAAUAACAAUUCACUUUGAAGACAUAAAAAGCAGAGACAAAUUUGUUAAAUAUGUCAAGAGCAAACAGAGUAAUUGGGUCCAUGAAAUACCUACACUUAGGAAUCCUUGUGUUCGUAUUAAUGGGGUUAUCAACAGAAACAUAGACAAUAAUGGUGAAAUAGACUGGGAUCUAUGGUCACAAAAAAUCCUAAACAAGAACAAAUGGAUACCAAAAAAUAAGGGCUCUAUCUUUAUGGUAAACAAAAAAUCAGUCGUAGCCAAAGGUGAAAAGUUUAAUGUAGUAAUUGAAGUCUCUCCUAAUGUACGCCAAGCAAUUGUUAAGAAAAGAGGUAAAAUCUUCUCAGGUAUCUGCAAAUAUGAUGUGUACGACAAUUUCAAUGUACUGGCGUGUUACCAAUGUGCUUCUUACGGUCACACUACCAACACAUGUGGACAACAACCAGUAUGUAACUUUUGCAGUCGUCAACACAUUCAUGCCUGUCCAAUAUAUGGACAAACAAAUAAAUACAAAUGCCCAGGUUGUAAGAAAAAUGGUCACUCUUUCAACGACCCAAAUUGCACUGAAUUCAUCUGGCGUCUACAAUACGAGCUUCAAUUCAUUAACAUGAAUUACAGCAUGAUAAUGACACCUAAAACCAAAACAAAUCAAAACAACUAACACAUAACAUGACACACACAUUACUCUGACAAACAUGUAACAAACAUUUACCUGCAAAAUUUGUACUCUGCUCCUCACAUGUACAAUCAGACACAAACAAUCUGACUUACUAAUAAAAUAAAAAUAAAACACACAAA
Molecule: messenger RNA, 1742 nt
Organism: Tetranychus urticae (two-spotted spider mite)
Lineage: Eukaryota; Metazoa; Arthropoda; Arachnida; Trombidiformes; Tetranychidae
Source: RefSeq, a predicted model, not a curated record